GAAAUGACUUCAGUUUUCUUUCACUUUAGCAGUUGUUUCUGGGUAAGUGGGGAACGAUGACCGCGUCUUCACUGGUUUUGAGGUUGGCAGGAGUUUCUGGGGCGCUUGCAGUCGCUGCAGGUGCAUAUGGAGCACACGGGUUCAGACAGAGUGACCGCGACGAUUACUUGAGAGAGCUUUAUGACACAGCUAACAAGUACCAUUUCUACCACAGUCUCGCACUAGUCGGAGCUUCCCGCUGCAGAAAACCUGCAUUGGCUGGCACCAUCCUGGUGGCAGGCAUGGGUUGUUUCUGUGGUGCCCUUUAUCACCAGGCGCUGACGGGUGACCCUGGCCUGAGUAAAGUGGCACCUAUUGGGGGUACAUUGCUCAUCGCUGGCUGGGCUGCCAUGGUUCUCUGAACCCUAGCCUAUCAACUUCAGUCUCUGAGCAGGCUCAUAGCCAAUGACAUUGGCUGUUCAAUAUGAAUAGAGGAGAGCAUGACCAGCAGAGAUAUUAGGAUGAAGCUCUGAGGGCGUUGUUAAUGUGUCACUUAUCAACAAUCUCCAUGGUAACGGCUGGGAAGUAAAGAUAACGUAAAGGGA
This is a messenger RNA of Chanos chanos (milkfish), 584 nucleotides long. It is a transcript of the gene tmem256, whose product is annotated as transmembrane protein 256. NCBI's taxonomy places the organism in Eukaryota, Metazoa, Chordata, Actinopteri, Gonorynchiformes, Chanidae. The record is from RefSeq and is a predicted model, not a curated record. The transcript has 4 exons. Gene Ontology annotation, cellular component: membrane. The coding region runs from base 57 to 401 and encodes 114 amino acids.